AUGUCGACCAAGUCCAGCCUCGACGGCAGGACUCUUGACGGCGGGUCUCCCGAAAGGAAGACCGAGCACGUCGAAGGCAACGCUGAGCGUACGAAGAUCGAGGAGAUCUACAACCGCAGCGAUGUUGCCCGUGACCUUCCAAUAGAGCAGGCCCUCGAAGGGCACCUCGACCAAGACCCCAAAAGGCUUCGACGGAUACGUCGGCGUCUCGAUGUUCGAUUGACUGCCAUGUUGGCAAUCUUGUACCUUUUCGCCUUCAUUGACAGAGCUAAUCUGGGCAAUGCCAACAUCGCUGGCAUGGGCAAGGAUUUGAAUCUCACAGUCGGCAGCCGGUAUUCUAUCGUCACGAUGAUCUUCUUUGUCGGUUAUGCUGUCGUCGACAUCCCCUCAACGCUGCUCAUGAAAAAGCUCACUGCAUCGCUCAUGAUUCCUUCAGUCUGCCUACUCUUCGGUGUCAUCACCAUCGGCCAAGGCUUCACGCACCACUGGGGUCAGCUCGCUGUGUGCCGCAUUCUACUGGGUUUGUUCGAGGGCUUCUUCCUGCCUGGGACGAUCUUCUUGCUCCAGGUCUGGUAUACACGAUUCGAAUACCAGAAACGCAUGGCUGGCUACUACGUCAUUGGCAUCGGCUCAAGCGGCCUCUCUGGUCUGCUUGCGUACGGUAUCGAGAAAAUGGACGGCACUUCCGGCCUGGCUGGAUGGCGAUGGAUUUUCAUUAUUGAAGGUGUGGCGAGUUGUGCGUUCGCUUUGCUCGCUUAUGCUGUUCUCAUCGAUCUGCCCGAGGAUGCUACUCGCCGAAACCGCCUCGGACUCCCACCAUUUCUUACCAAGGAAGAUGCGGCUGUUCUCAUUGCCCACAUUGAGCGCGACCGCGGUGAUGCGCAGACUGAAAAGUUCGGCUGGAGGGAGAUGUGCCGUCACUUCAAGGACUGGAUGUGCUGGGAGUUUGGACUCUAUGUUCUGCUCAACAAUGUCUCGCUUUACGCCUUCUCUUUCUUUCUUCCACUGAUCCUGAAGAACGGAUUCGGAUACUCAACCGGCAAGGCCAACCUGUUCAUGUUCCCGCCCUACGCCGUAGCCAUGGUCUGGAUGAUGGCUUGCGCCUGGUUCAACGACAGAUUCCAAACUCGAGGCCCGGUCAUGAUGUUCAACUGCUUUCUAUUCGUCAUUGGAAUCGCCGUCAUGGGAUGGACCAAGAACCCAAACACCCGCUACGGCGGCGUCUUCCUUGGUGUCAUGGGCAUCUGCUCUAAUGUCCCGAACCAGUUCGGCUACCAGCACGCGAACAUGGUUGGCCAGGCGAAACGUGCUCUGACUCUGGGUAUGAUGGUCGUUGGAGGUGCCUUUGGUGGCAUCAUCAGCGGCAACAUCUUCCAGCAAAAGGAUGCACCGAAUUACUACCCGGCGCUGUCGAUAUGCAUGGCAUUCCAGUGUAUCACCAUUUGUUUGAUUGCGAAGAACUUCUGGUACUUUACAAAGUGCAACAGGAAGGCUGACCGUGGUGAGCUGGUCAUUCAGGGCCAGCCUGGAUUUAGGUAUACUUUGUGA
Cyphellophora attinorum is the source of this 1548-nucleotide messenger RNA. Its product is annotated as High-affinity nicotinic acid transporter. Gene Ontology annotation, molecular function: transmembrane transporter activity. The coding region runs from base 1 to 1548 and encodes 515 amino acids. The transcript is spliced from 3 exons. Gene Ontology annotation, biological process: transmembrane transport. Gene Ontology annotation, cellular component: membrane. Lineage: Eukaryota; Fungi; Ascomycota; Eurotiomycetes; Chaetothyriales; Cyphellophoraceae. The record is from RefSeq and is a predicted model, not a curated record.